This is a messenger RNA of Durotheca rogersii, 1578 nucleotides long. RefSeq lists its product as uncharacterized. Bases 611 to 1438 code for a protein of 275 amino acids. The record is from RefSeq and is a predicted model, not a curated record. Lineage: Eukaryota; Fungi; Ascomycota; Sordariomycetes; Xylariales; Xylariaceae. The transcript is spliced from 2 exons.
UUCUUCCUCUUCCUCUCCUUCCCCUCUCUCUUUCUCUCUGUGCGUGUGUGCGUGUGUGUCGUUCCUCCUGUCUCUCGUUCCUCCUCUAGCUCUCGCCUCCCUUUUCCCACCCUACGCAGGCGCUCGCUCACCCGUUCCUGCCUCUUCACGCUCUCCUCCUGCUGCCGCGGUUGCCACCAAGCAAACGCUUCCCCUCGUCCCCCCCUGCGCCUUCUCGUUGUCUGCCAUUGGCGGCAGGGAAGGCGGGGGACGAGGGAGAGGAGGAAGGAGAGCAAGAGGGAGAGCAGGAGGAAGGAGGUUCUGCCUCAACCCGUCCAGGCGUCGUCGCGCCACAUCGAAGCCCUAACGCUAGCCGCGGCGGAAACUUCGACUGGCCGAGACGUGCCGUGGGAAGCAACUGCACGAAGCGACCGCACGAAGCAACUACGCGAAGCAACCACGCGAAGCAACCACGCGCUCGCCCCAUCCCGUCACGUCCAGCCAGGUCCUUGGGGAAGGUGGCGUCCCCCCACGACACGGGCGAGGCAAGCACAACCGCGAGCGCUGGGAAGCACACCACCACGUGUCGCCUAACCGAUGCUCCCAACGCUGCGACGCUUCGGCGAAGGGCAUGCAUAAGAUUAAGAUCGGUUACGCAUCCGAUGCCUCGACCCAUCGGGAGCGGGACACUCCCGUCUUAGGCCACACGAGCAAACCGCCCGCCUCGCCCGUCUUACAAAACCCGGCGCACCCUGCAUUCCUUCGUUUGUUUGUUUGUGCGUUGCGUUGCGUUGCGUUGCGUUGCGUUGCGUUGCGUUGCGUUGCGUUUAGCCGACCUCGCCUGAGAACCACACGCAUCGAAACAUGCCUGCUCACGUGCCUGGGUUCGAUGCCUGGUGUAGGCCCUGUAGCUGGGAUGGAUCGCGAUCGGGAGUCAUGUAGGGGCGGGUACUUGGCUGCAGAGAGAGGGAGAGAGAGAGAGACAUCUCCGAGCCCAUCCGCAUGUCAGGGGCUGCUCGUGGGCCUAAGCCACACACGCUGCCUGCCCGGUGGAACGUGGCACGGCAGUCCCCGUACUAUUCCGCAGCGACUCGUACGCCGGCCGAAUUUUGUGCAUGCCGGCAUGCCGGCCCAGCUUCGGAAUCGGGCGGCCACGGUCUGCCUAGUCACCCGCUCCGGUCGUAGCGACAUGUUCGGCAGCCAAACACGUAGGGGUGUGGCUUCGCGACACGUCGGAGGCGCAUCGACGAUCGACGAUCGGGAAAGAGUGCCAGCUAUCCCAGCUGAUGCGAGAACCGACGAGAUGUCUCCGCAUGAGGUAGGUGGUACGGUCUCCCUAGCGCUGUUCCUCAGUUCCCUCUCGUCAGCUAUCUCUCGCCUGGGGCUACGAGCUGCUCUGACAUGUAUCGUGGUCUUGUUCACGGGCAUCCGUCGACUGGCUAGGGGGGGACGGCUUUGACCUCCAGAACGAGAGGCAGACAAGCGGAGACGUAACACGGAUGCGACUCUGGGGCUGAACUUCUUGGGAUGCCUGCCGGCACUUGGCCGGAUUAAAAGCCAACUCGGCAUUACGAGGCAGUAAAAAUGGUACCCACACGC